Messenger RNA from Sclerotinia borealis F-4128, 945 nucleotides. Lineage: Eukaryota; Fungi; Ascomycota; Leotiomycetes; Helotiales; Sclerotiniaceae. The record is from the annotation of a GenBank genome assembly.
AUGGGUUGGUGCGGUCGGAAUAGGUUUUUGGUUGGGGGGAAGACAGUACUAGUUACUGGCGCUUCAGAGGGGAUGGGAAAGAGUGUUGCGAUUCAACUUGCACAGAAAGGCGCAAAUGUUAUUAUUGUUGCGCGAAAUGUGAAGAAAUUGGAGGAGGCGAUGGAGGAGAUUAAGGCCUCAGCUCUCUCCCCCUCAACCCAAUCCUUCUAUUAUAUAUCCGCCGAUGUCUCUAUCCCAACCGAAGCCGCGCGUAUACUCCAAGAAGCCACCACCUUCAACUCCUCCACACCCCCCGACAUUGUCUGGUGUAUCGCUGGCACCUCUACUCCUGGCUUCUUCCUCGAUACUACCCCCCAUAAACUCCGCAUACAAAUGGACAUCAACUAUUGGUCUUGUGUAGACAUGGCACAUUGCGUUCUCAAGUCUUGGCUCUCUACUCCAAAUGUGGAAAAGAAAGAGAGGCAUUUGAUUUUCACGAGUAGUGUUCUGGCUUUCUAUUCGGUUGUGGGCUAUACACCAUAUUCACCCGCCAAAGCAGCCAUAAAAAGUUUGAGCGAUACUUUACACCAGGAAGUUCUCGCGUAUCCCAAUCCUCCACAAAUACAUACAGUCUUCCCCGGUACGAUAGGGAGUCCGGGGUUAGAUAAAGAGAAUUUGGGAAAACCGGAGAUCACACAUCUUUUGGAGGCAACUGAUCCAAUACAAACGCCAGAAGAAGUUGCGCGAUGUGCGAUUAAUGGGUUGGAAAAGGGAGAGUAUCUUGUUACGACGGGAUGGCUGGGCAGUAUGAUGAGGGCUUGUGCGUGGGGUGGGAGUAGGAGGGGAAAUUGGGUGCUAGAUACGUUGACUACGUGGGUGACGUGUAUGGCCUGGGGAUUUGUGGGGAGAGAUUUGGAUGGGAAGGUUAGGAGAUGGGGAGAGGAGAAGGGUUUUGCGAGGGGGUGA